CUAGAUGUCCUUUCGACAAAGUGUAUCAAAGCCACACCUGCCUGCGGGUGGCUUGACAUGAUGGACGGGUUACAUGUGAGGUUGCGGCACAGAGAAAAGUCUUGAUGUCGCAACCCGCAUCCGGAGGAGCACAAGUGUGCCUCUUUUAUGUUGGUGCCUCUUGGCUGCCUCUCUGGACGGUGGCCUCCCAAGCGCCUUUUGAUAUAGAACCUCAAGUCAAAGUUGAUUUUUAUAAGUAUCAAAAUCGAGUCCAUAUCUUCGCAUCCAAGACAAAAAAUGUCAUACUCGUCAGGAUCUCAUGCAAGUCGACCCACAAUCGAGGUUUGCCCAUUCUUGUCCGACACCUAUCAUUCGCAGACACAUGGACGCUACUGCAUGGUGGCUCACUGGUUGAUGUCCUGCAUGUUAUCGCCCACUUCCCUGUCGUCAAUCCGCCACUUCGCGACGUUAUAGGGGCAACAAUACGCCAUAUGGUGCCCUCACUGCCCUGUUAUAUUUUGUGUUGGCACGCAGACCAAUAGGACGGCCGUCGCAAACAACAAGCACGCAUUUUAUAACAAGCUGGACCCCCGACAUCUCUUGCUUGCUCAAGGCUUGGCCGGAUCAACCCCACUCCGCUUGUCCCGCAUCA
Molecule: messenger RNA, 631 nt
Organism: Neurospora tetraspora
Lineage: Eukaryota; Fungi; Ascomycota; Sordariomycetes; Sordariales; Sordariaceae
Exons: 1
Coding region: 105-521 (138 amino acids)
Source: RefSeq, a predicted model, not a curated record